This is a messenger RNA of Apiotrichum porosum, 1086 nucleotides long. RefSeq lists its product as uncharacterized. Gene Ontology annotation, molecular function: ubiquitin-protein transferase activity. Gene Ontology annotation, cellular component: Smc5-Smc6 complex; nucleus. The transcript is spliced from 5 exons. The record is from RefSeq and is a predicted model, not a curated record. Lineage: Eukaryota; Fungi; Basidiomycota; Tremellomycetes; Trichosporonales; Trichosporonaceae. The coding region runs from base 1 to 1086 and encodes 361 amino acids. Gene Ontology annotation, biological process: double-strand break repair via homologous recombination; DNA damage tolerance.
AUGGCCGCUAACGGUCAUCCAGCGCUCCGCGCCACCGACUUGCAUCGCAUCUACAUCCAGUCCCUCCUCAGUCGUCGUGCAAUGACCGAAGAUGUCGCCAUUGAAAUGUACCGCCGCGCCGUCAGCGCCGUGCUCCAUACCCACCCCGACUUUGUUCCUGCACACCAGCGUAACCGCAGUGGCCUGAAAGACUUUCUCGACGAGAUCUCGGUCUUGCUCGAGGAAGUGAGCAUGUACGUGAGGCGUGGGCAAGAGGGCAAACACAUCUGGGUUGUCCUGUGCAACACCGAGGCCGGUGACAUUGCCCAACAUGCGACCGACCUCACCCCUCUCGAGAUUACAUUCUACCGUACCGUCGUCGAGGCAAUUAUCACGUCCUACCCGGCCAACUCGGUCUCGACCGCCGAGGCCCUCCACCAGACUGCCGAGCUCGAGAGCACGAUGAAGCGGUCCGAUGCCGAGCACCUCCUUUCGGCGCUCGUGUCGCGCCAGUGGCUCGCAAAGUCGAAGCGCGGUCGAUACUCGUUGGCUCCUCGCGCAAUGCUCGAGCUUGACCACUACCUCAAGGAGACGUACGAGGACUAUGUGCAAAAGUGCAAGCAGUGUGAGAGGCUGAUGUUGUCGGGUGUUGCAUGCGACGCAGGCGACUGCGACGCUCACUACCACACGCACUGCUACGACAAGAUCAAAGGCUCCCCCCGUCCCAAGUGUCGCCAAUGCCAGGCCGACUUGAACGAGAUCCAGCCACGCGCUAUCGGCGAGGGCGCGAUUGGGCGCAACGAGGACACCUGGACGAACGCCCAACGCAAGCGCAAGCGUCCCAGCCGCGCGAACGGCAAUGGCCGCGACGACGAUGACGAUGAAGAGGAUGGAAAUGGUGCUUCACUGGAAGAAGAGGAGGUCGAUCGAUUCACGCAGUCUCAAGCCCAGUCGCAAUCGCAAUCGCAGUCACAAUCUCAAAGCCAGGCCGGGCCCUCGCGCCGCAGGAGUGGUCGGGAGACCUUGGUUCCUGACAGCAUCGACGACGACGACGACGACCACGACGACCACGACGACGAGAGCGCGCCACCCCGCCGCCGUCGAUGA